CCCCCCCCCCCGCACAGCUCCCACUGGUUUGUCUGUCGGUUUGGGGCACUGCAUGAUAGAUUAACCACAGAACAUUUACACGGAUGUGAGUCCAGUGACCAGGCGUCAUGUCCCUGUUGCUGUGACGUUAACUUCGCAGCUGUUCUUUGUAACCCUUCACAAAGUCUCAAGGUAGAAAAAGGACAAAAAUGUACUAAAGCCGCUGAUUUGCUGAUUAAACAAUUAUGGUGAAGCAGCCUGUUUUUGUCAAUGAAAAACUGGGAGAGAGCGGUAGUGUGAGCUGCUUCUCCCGCGUGGCUAAUGAGCGGACUCACUGUGAGCCGAGCAUGCUCAUUAAUAACAACCGAGGCUGCUUCUCUAAUUAGGCUCCUGCUUUCACAAUCUUUCCCCUCUCUCCGUGCAAAAUACCGGGAUAGACAGACGGACGUUACGUACUAGUCCGGUGAAGCUACAUUGGGCUGCGGUAUCCAGGACCCCUCGCUAUGGGCAGCCAGGAAACAGGGACCCAGGAGACUUUGCAAACCCCAGUUCUAGAAAAUGGCAGACCAGAAGUUCCCAGUGAAGAGUCAAGCAGAUUUACCAGAGAUCAGCUCUUCACAAUGGCAGCAACAGCUUGUUUAAACUUCAGUUCAAUGAUUUGCUAUUCGAUCCUCGGACCCUUUUUUCCAAGAGAGGCAGAGAAAAAGGGUGCCAGUGAUACAGUUGUUGGACUGAUUUUUGGAUGCUUUGCUUUAUUUAAUUUCUUGACUUCUUUAAUAUUGGGCAAUUAUCUUGUACAAAUUGGAGCCAAAUUCAUGUUUGUGGCUGGGAUGUUUGUCUCGGGAUGUGUUACAAUUCUGUUUGGUUUGUUGGACAAAGCACCUGAUGGACCAGUAUUCAUUGGUUUGUGUUUUCUGGUUAGAGCGAUGGAUGCCAUAGGCUUUGCUGCAGCAGUGACGGCAUCAUUUUCUAUUCUUGCAAUGGCUUUUCCCAAUAAUAUAGCUACAGUAAUGGGCAGUCUUGAAAUUUUUACAGGGCUUGGACUAGUGCUGGGCCCACCUUUAGGUGGCUUUUUGUAUCAGUCCUUUGGCUAUGAAGUCCCUUUCAUAGUGCUAGGAUGCUUAGUGCUGAUCCUGGUGCCUCUGAACAUGUACCUCUUACCAAAAUACGAUGCAAUCGCUACCAAGGACUCAUUCUGGAUGCUCAUUACUCUGCCGAAAGUUGUACUUCUCUGUUUUACUAUAUUUUCACUAAGUGCAUGUUUAGGCUUUUUGGAUCCCACCAUGUCACUAUUCGUUUCAGAGAAGUUCAAAUUACCAGCUGGUUAUGUGGGGUUAGUAUUCCUAGGUUUGGCACUUUCCUACUCCCUGUCUUCACCAUUGCUUGGGUUUCUAAGUGAUAAAAUGCCACACCUAAGGAAAUGGUUGUUAGUCUUUGGGGGCUUACUGACCGCACUGUCGUUUUUCCUGUUAGGACCUGCUCCCAUCUUGCACAUUGAAAGCAAACUCUGGAUGUUUGUCCUAAUGCUGGUUUUGACUGGGUUUUCCCUUGGGAUGUCUAGUAUCCCGCUGUUCCCUGAGGUGCUGCAUUGUGCUUAUGAGAAUGGAUUCGAGGAGGGGUUAAGUGUGUUGGGACUGGUGUCUGGGCUCUUCAGUGCAAUGUGGUCACUUGGAGCUUUUGUAGGACCAACAUUAGGUGGAUUCCUAAAUGAGAGGCUGGGGUUUGAAUGGGCUGCCACCAUACAAGGAGGAUGGGCGUUAUUAAGUGGACUAGCUAUUGGAAUAUACUAUAUCCUAGAGGCCUCACAAAGAAAUAGAAGAACCAAUUUGCAGACCCCUCUGGGCACAAAUGAAGAAAGAGCUCAGCUGUUGGCUAGUGAGACAUAGCCAGGAAUACUUCUGGAUCAACAUUCUUUUUUUUUUCUUUUAAGUUAACUUAGUGAUGAGAAGAGUGGACUUAACAUCCAAACAGUGUUGCAUAAUUCUAGAGCUGGGAGAAUCAAUUCCCAUAAUGCAUAACAAAUUGUGGAUUAUUUGUAAUGGCAACAUAUUGCCAUAUUGCUGUUCUGAUGCUCUAUUUAAAUACUACAUGCCUUUCUUUUCGAUGUUCCUGCUGUGGAUUGGUUGAACUGGUAAAUCAAAUGUCAGCCUGCUUAUCUGUGUUCACAGUACAGUGCACUGAAGAGAGAGUUUGCACAAUGUGAAAAAAUUGUGUUUCAGAAUGUUCAUUUCUUGUACUUGAAUCUGCUGGGGACUAUCCCAGACCGUCUGUCACUAUCAUGUUUUAUUGUAAUGUGCAUUUUCCUUUUAAAAAAAGGAAAAGAAUGGUUAAAAUAUCAUAUCUGAUAACAUUAGCUGUUCAAAGGGAAUUUGAAAUAGUGAAACAGUGAGCAUAAUGUUCUGUUAAAUAAAACCAAGUAACUUCUUAUUUCUAAAUUCUGUGAAUUUCUUUAGCCAAAUGAUAUUACAAGUGAGGGUGGAAAGGAAGUCAGCCAUCUUCCAUGUCCUCCUAUUAAACAUAGGAAUGGGAAGAAAAGGCAAAUAUUGGAGAAUGGGAGAGCUGAAUUUAUAUGCUGGGUCAUAUUCAGUAAGUACAGCAUUACGCCUGUUUAGACCAGGACUAAAUUUGACCCAUGAUGGAAAGGGAAUUUGGUAGAAUUAGAGUCUGCAUUUCUACUGGAUGUGUAGCCCAUAGGGAUAGCUUUAGUAUUUAUUUUAUUCAAUAGUAAUGCUAGGAACCUACAGGCCUGUAUUCUAUAAGACAUUGUCUUCAGCAGUUAGCUUGAGGUCUAUGAACUUAAGCCAUUUAUCUGUGCCAAAUGGUCACCCCUAAGUAUUGGGGAACUGAGAAUAGUGUAGAAGGGGGAAGUUUGUCCACAACAAUACCAGCCCACCACAGGAACAUGAGCUAACAUCAGCUUGUGGAUAUCUUUGGAUGGGAACAUCUGCAGAUGUCUGAACACAAGAGUGCCAUGGCAAUGAAUUGAUGUAUACGAUAAGUUGAGAUCAAGAAUAUACUAACCUAUAGGAGAAGGGCAGCCCAACGUUAGUAGGGUGAGGAGAUACAAAUAAGGAAGAGGGGAGAAACUUCUGCUGAAUAUGCAUGAGACAUAGUGGUGUCAACUAACAUAAAAGUAUCCCAGUCAGUGGGCAGGCAGAGAGAGAGAUGGUCAGAUGUACAUUCUGUAUUAUCUCUGUCUACCUUGCUGGGUCAGAGUAUUUGUGACUCUACUAAAUGUAUUCAACUAUUGUAAAUACAGAAGGGUUCCUAAAGUGUGAGUAUUGCAACUUUGCACAACGGAGUUCCCAACUAAACAGUAACCUUAAUAAUACUGGACCUGAUCUUGGGACAAGAACCUGUCAAACCUCAGAGUGGUUCAACCUCAGAGUGUGAACUGGGAAUUCUUAAGUAAUCCAUAUAAUUAAUAUACAAUGAUAGAUCAGGCUACACGUGCAAGUUGGGCCACUUACCCUUGCAACUGUAGCAGAGUUUAUUUCUUCAGUAUAUAAAAAGUACAUGCAAAAUUCCCAUCUCAAAAAGCUCUGAGCUUAUAAUCAGGAACAUCCAUUCAGCCUCAGUCCUUGACAGCAGCCAGGAGCAUUCUAAUGAUAAAUCCUUCCCUAAAUCCGGAGGAACAGAGGGGCUUGGAAGGCAAAUAGGAGUGAGAGGAGUCAGUGCCAAACUUGAGCUCGACCUGCCAACAGCAUUUUUGCCAUAUAUCAAGAGGAUUUCAAGCACCAGCUGACGACAAUGGUAGUUAUUUCUUGGAGGAGGAGGAAGAGGA
This is a messenger RNA of Chelonoidis abingdonii (Abingdon island giant tortoise), 3763 nucleotides long. RefSeq names its product MFS-type transporter SLC18B1-like. NCBI's taxonomy places the organism in Eukaryota, Metazoa, Chordata, Testudines, Testudinidae. Gene Ontology annotation, molecular function: transmembrane transporter activity; pantetheine hydrolase activity. The record is from RefSeq and is a predicted model, not a curated record. Gene Ontology annotation, biological process: pantothenate metabolic process; transmembrane transport.